AUGCCGCCCUCUGUGCCCUUACCGCCUUUGCCUACAUCUCCUUCGUCUACAAGAUCUACAAAAUCGCGAUCAGCAACUAUCAGGGGAAGUCCCAGGCCAAUGACAGGUUCGACUAAAAAACCUUCACUCACUUCGAUAUCCUGGCGCCCUUAUAAACCGAUCAAAUAUGGAAGCGGAAGAUUUUCUCACGUUGAACUGGUGCCUCAGCCGAGCGAUGAUCUGCAAGAUCCGCUGAACUGGCCUCAAUGGAAGAAAGAGCUGAACUUGGCAUCGCUGCUCUUCAUGGCUAGCCUAAUAGGCGCAAUGAAGACGGCCCUUAUUGCAAGCAAUCAAGUUGUGGCUGUCCGUUAUAAUGUCUCUUAUACCUGGGUCGCUGCUUUGACGGCUGUACCAUUGAUGGUUUCGGCCCUUACUGGUUUUAUCAACUCGGUAGUCGCGAAAUUAGUAGGAAAGCGACCAGUGUAUCUGGCUUCAUCGAUAUUGAUCUUUGCUGGGUGCCUCUGGAACAUGACGGCUGAUUCUAGCUACGGUUCUUGUAUGGGCGCCAGGGUCCUACAAGGAGUCGGCUGGGGUGCUUUCGACACUUUGCUCUUGGAGAGUAUUCAGGAUACUUUCUAUGAACAUGAGAGAAACAUCCGCACAACACUAUAUAACAUUGUCACCAUCACGGCGACAUGGGCAUCCCCGCUUCUGGGUGGUGUCGUCUCUUAUCAAGUCGGAUCUUUUACUGCCCAAUAUCGCAUAAUGAGCGCACUUUUUGCUAUUGCCAUUCCGCUAAUGGCUCUCACUACGCCUGAGACGGCGUUUGACCGUUCCCGAGCAGCUAUUGCAACAACUCCUAUAUUCAUCUACACAUUUCCCUGGGAACCCCAGCCUGUCCAAAUUGAGCUUAGCAAAGAGUCUAUUCUCGACUAUGUCAGGGAGAUGAAGCCAUGGUCGUAUGGUGGCGAAAAAAGUAUUUCAAUUUCCAUACAAUCGCCACGCGCCCUUGCUGCUCCCAGUACCAUUCUUGUUUUUAUUAUUACCGCACUACCUCAUUGUGUCCUAUGGGGCUUAAUUGCUUCCCUGUCUCUGUUACUCUCAUCAUCACCAAUUGGCCUUCAUCCCAGCAGUAUUGGAACUCUCUUGACGGGACCCUGGCUACUUGCAAUCUCCAUCGUUGCUGGUAUCUGCUUCUACCGAUCGACGAAUCAGAAGUUCUGCCCAUGUGUUAGUAACCUGACUAUAGCUGGCGGCGCGCUUCUGGCUCUCAUUGGUAUGAUUUCAUUUGGUCUAGAUGUCAACAGCUUCAUGACUUGGCCCGCAUCAUCGUCUGACUCGGGUCACUCAAUCUUUUUUGAGUCCAAUGUGGCACAAGAGCUCAAUCUUCCCGUAUUAUCACUCCAAUUGGGGCUGCUUGCAGCCGGGGCCUAUGCUCUAGAGGCCACCGCGCGUCCCUUCCUAGCUCGAUCUGCAUCCUUCACUGCCUCUAGCAUGGCCACGGCGCAGCGAAGCAUAGGCGACAUGCACUCGUGGGUUGUAAUCCUACGAAAUCUCGUCGCCGGUGCGUUCGUCUUGGCUGUCCCUCAUAUUACUUGCAAGGCUGGGGGGCUCAAAUCUCUCAUUAUCGGCCUGAGUGUUGUCCAAGCUGUCAUUACCGUGUCCGUCCUUUUGCUGUGGCGUUUUUGCGAAAAGGCUAUAUGGAAAAUGGAUGGCAAAGUCAUGGGACUUGUCAACUUGCGGAUGCCUCAUCCCGAGGAAAGCUUUUUCGAUAUCGACUGA
Trichoderma asperellum CBS 433.97 is the source of this 1761-nucleotide messenger RNA. RefSeq lists its product as uncharacterized. Gene Ontology annotation, molecular function: transmembrane transporter activity. NCBI's taxonomy places the organism in Eukaryota, Fungi, Ascomycota, Sordariomycetes, Hypocreales, Hypocreaceae. Gene Ontology annotation, cellular component: plasma membrane. The record is from RefSeq and is a predicted model, not a curated record. Gene Ontology annotation, biological process: transmembrane transport.